Molecule: messenger RNA, 1819 nt
Organism: Octodon degus (degu)
Lineage: Eukaryota; Metazoa; Chordata; Mammalia; Rodentia; Octodontidae
Gene: Cmtm6
Product: CKLF like MARVEL transmembrane domain containing 6
Exons: 4
Coding region: 108-656 (182 amino acids)
Cellular component (GO): membrane
Source: RefSeq, a predicted model, not a curated record
GCAGGAAGCCCAGGAAGUGACACCAGCGGCUCAGCCCUGAGGUCUUCGGCUCCGGCGGCCGAGUCCGAGACUUCCUGUGGGGGCCGGUGGUUCCUGGAGCCUGGGCGAUGGAGAACGGAGCGGUGUACAGCCCCACCACGGAGGAGGACCCCCGCUCCUCUAGGGGCGCCCGGAGCGGCCUCGCCGCCCACUUUUCCCUGGGGCGACUCCCGCCGCCGCGGCGCUUCCUCAAGGGCUUGCAGCUGCUGCUGUCUCUGUUGGCCUUUAUCUGUGAAGAAGUUGUAUCACAAUGUACUUUGUGUGGAGGACUGUACUUUUUUGAAUUUGUGAGCUGCAGUGCCUUUCUUCUGAGUAUCCUUUUCCUGAUUGUAUAUUGUACUUCAGUGUACGACAGAGUUGAUGCUAUGAAAGUAAAAUCAUCGGAUUUUUAUAUUACGCUGGGAACAGGAUGUGUGUUUUUGUUGGCAUCGAUCAUCUUUGUCUCCACUCAUGACAGAACCCCUGUUGAAAUUGCUGCAAUUGUGUUUGGCUUUUUAGCAAGUCUUAUGUUCCUCCUCGACUUCAUGGCUAUGCUCUGUGAAAAGCGGCGGGAGGCCCAGCUGAGGAAGUCGGAGGCCCCUCGAGUGGAAGCCCUCACUGAACCACUGAACGCAUAGCCCCCGCCAGGCGCUGUGGAAGGAAGCAGCUCUUCUUCCUGCAGCCUCAGCUCUGGCACGGGGUCUUACAGGGUGUGUGCAGUUGGUUAAACCACUUCUUUUUAAGAGCCAGGGGAAGCCAGGAAAUGUUUUUAUCAAUGUUAACCUGUGUGUCAGUCAUCACAAGUUAAGCCACAAGGUUUUUUUGUUGUUUUUUUUUUAAUUACUAUUGAAAUGUCUCAAAUGUAGGGCCGAGGAAAUGGCUCAGUGGAAUAAGCGCUUCCCUGGUAAGCACAGGGCCUGAGUUCAAUCCCCAGUUCCGGCAAAAAAAAGUUCUUAAGUUGGAGAGAAAGGCGAUUCUUUCUUUAAAGUACAUAGUUCAAAUAAUCAUAAAUAAUUCAUUCUUUCUUUCUUUUUUUUUUUUUUUUUUUUGCGGAACCAGGGAUUGAACUCAGGCCCUUGUGCUUGCCAGAGAAGCACUUAUUCCACUGAGCCAUCUCCCCGGCCCCUGUAAAUAAUUCUGUUAUUUUGUCACAGGACAUUUUCUGUGUAGGCUUAGCUUCUAACUUAUGCUUUGAAGCUGUAUAAACAGCAGUUAGUUUGUAGUGAUUAUGUUUGUUAAUAGAGACUAAUGUAUAUUUUAAAAAAUCAGUAUUUAAAAUGUUGGUCCAGUUUUUUUUCUUAAUAUAUACUUGGCUUUAUUAUAUAUCACUCAACCUUAAAAUUGUAUGGUAGCAUUUUAAGAUAGUUUUUAAUGCUUUCUGAGAAUUUUAGCCUAUAAUAUAAAAUGUAUGGGAGAUGUUAGUAUUUUUGUGUGUAAAGGCAACAUUAGCAGCCUCAUGUUUAUAUUGCACUUUGGUUGUUGAGAUCAAGUUCUUUUUAAAAAGAUUGUUAUGCAACACAUGGAAAAAUUAAACCAAUGCACACCUAAGGACCUUUUGGACUUUUGAGAAGAAUGGACUUUUUGCUCAGUACAGUGAAAAUAAUUAUAAAAACAGGCUUAAGCCACUUACCAUGCAUGUGAAGAGUAAAUUCAUGCUGAGUUGAAAGUACUAAAGUACUUUAUCUCUCUGUUAGCACAUAAUUCUUUCUACUUAAGUUGAUGCAGCUUUGUGGGUCCUCUUUUAUGUGUUCUGUCAGAGGGAAUAUUGGGUUUUUUAAAUUUUUUUUUUUUUUUUUUUUUU